Molecule: messenger RNA, 1889 nt
Organism: Numida meleagris (helmeted guineafowl)
Lineage: Eukaryota; Metazoa; Chordata; Aves; Galliformes; Numididae
Gene: GDF15
Product: growth differentiation factor 15
Exons: 1
Biological process (GO): SMAD protein signal transduction
Cellular component (GO): extracellular region
Molecular function (GO): growth factor activity; cytokine activity
Source: RefSeq, a predicted model, not a curated record
CAUCGGCCGUCCUCUUGUCCCACAGUGCAGCGCCUGCCGGACCCCCCCCGGGGAGAGCGGGGCCCCCAUGAGGGGCAGGAAUCCCUCAGAGGACACCGGGACCCCCAUGGAGAGCAGGACCCCGAUGGUGACCAGCACCACCUUGGGCAGCGAGACCUGAAAGGACACCGGGACCCCCACGGACACCGGGACCCCCCCGGGCCGUACCGUUACCUCCUGGUGGUGCCCCGCACAGGGGCUCUCCGCCAGCGGCUGCAGGUGCUACGGGCGCAGCUGCAGCUCUCCCUGCACUCCCCGCUCUCGGCGCAGCUCUGGGUCAGCAUUUACUCCCCUGGGGGUCCCGGGGGGGCCCUGCGGCUGCUGCACCACCGGGAGGUGGACCCCCGCUCCCACCGCCUGGAUCUGACGGCUCCCAUCCGGCACUGGGCCGGGGGGCACAGCGCUGCGCUGCGCUUGGAGUUGACCUUCGGUGCCAACGUGUCAGCUCCGUGGGACGGCUCCGGAACCGGGCACGCGGUUCUGGAGGUGGAAACGUGGGACGCUGCGGGGCGGGGGCCGAGGAGACGGCGGGGGCUGGAGGAGGAGUGCGGCAAGAGCGAGGGGAAGUGCUGCCGGCGGGUGCUGAAGGUUUCCUUCCAGGAGAUCGGCUGGGACGACUGGGUGCUGGCCCCGCGCAGCUACGACAUGCGCUUCUGCCAGGGCUCCUGCCCGCACAACUACCGUGCCGCCAGCAUGCACGCGCAGAUCCAGGCCCGCGUGCACGCCCUGAGCCGCGCUGCCCCCGCGCCGUGCUGCGUGCCCGCUGCCUACGACCCCAUGGUGCUGAUGCACUACGAUGCAGAGGGCAGGUUGGUCAGCUCCGUCUUCGAGGACAUGUUGGUCACCCGCUGCCACUGCGCCUGAGGGCACCGCGCCGGGAUCGGCACCGCCGGGUGGAAGGAUCUGUCACCUUUGGAUACAUGGACUGGUGCUGCUGGGUGUAGGGCUCCAUCUCCUCUGGAUAUAGGGCUCCAUCCCCCCCCAUCUAUAGGGUUCCAUUACCUCUGGAUAUAGGGAUCCAUCAUCUCUGGCUGAAGGGAUCUCUCACCUCCUGCUACGGCGAUCCAUCACCUUUGGAUAUAGGGAUCCUCAACCUUCUGAUAUAGGGACUGUCACCUCCAGACAGAGGGUUCCAUCACCUCUGGAAAUAGGGACUCAUCACCUCCGUCUAUAGGGACCCAUCAUCCCUAGAUACAGGGAUGUCCAACCUCCAGCUGUAGGGUCGCAGCAGCCCCCAGCCCAUCCCAGUGGCACCGACCCCCAGGGACACAGACCCCACUGCCAUCACUCCAUGCUGUAACUUAUUCCCCUUCCCCCUUAUUUAAAGCAUUGGUUCGGUGGGAGGAGCGCACCCCGCCGCCGCGCCGGCUCCUCUCUGCACGAGCCUUUUUUAUACAGUCCUUUAUUUAUUGCUCAUUAUUUAUUGCAUUGUACAGCAGAAUGCUUUGUUGGGAUUUUUUUUUUUUUAUAUUUAUAUAUUUCUAUAAACCAGAUCGCGAUGUAAAUGAAUAAAGUGAUGGGAACAGGGCGCCAGCAGCUCCACCCCAUGCGACCGCGUGCCUCCCCCUCCCCCCCACCCGCUGUCUCCAUCCAUCACCUGUGGGUGAGUCAUGUGUGGGCACUGCUCCCGCAGCACUUUGCCCCCACUGUGUCCUUGGGGCAGGUGCUGGGACAGCCCUGAACCCAUCUGGGACAUGGUGCUGUCAUUUACUGGUACCCACAGCCAGGGGACGUGGGGAUGGGGGACAUGGGACAGGGGAGCAUAGGACAUGGGAUGGGGACAUGAGAUAUGAGGACAUGAGAUAUGAGGAUGUGGGACAUGGGGUGGGGGGACAUAGGUACAUGGGGAC